This is a messenger RNA of Suillus discolor, 998 nucleotides long. RefSeq lists its product as uncharacterized. The record is from RefSeq and is a predicted model, not a curated record. NCBI's taxonomy places the organism in Eukaryota, Fungi, Basidiomycota, Agaricomycetes, Boletales, Suillaceae. The coding region runs from base 1 to 933 and encodes 310 amino acids. The transcript is spliced from 6 exons.
AUGGCCGCCAUAGCCUUCAAUGACAGCUCAGACCCACCUCCCUCGUAUGAUGUGUCCGUGUCAAAAGAUUCCAUCCGCUUCUGCUCUAUCUCUCAUCCGAUUAUCUCUUCUCCUGGUUUCGCUGUUUCCUCUGUCGCCCCAAUUAUCAAAUCCUGUGCUGCUGCUCUCCCAGCAGCAGAGUUCUCAAAGCUGCUCCAAAAACGCAAUAUAGAGAACCACACGGCGCUGUAUUGGGCGAUUGUAAACAACCAGCGAGAAGCCCUUCUGGAGUUUGUUAAAUUCAUUCCCAAAUUCUCACCUGCUUGUUCUGCCGACUUGCGUCUUGCAUGUAUGGCAGUGAACGACCAUGAUUCAUAUAUGCUACUGCAUUUGGGAGACAAUGAUGUUAAUUCCAAGGAUAGGUCUUUGAGACACAUGUUGGGUUGUCCGCAAGAUGUCGUUCAAGUCCAUGAAGGGGAUACUACCUUGAGUGUGGACAGUCACGAAAAUAACUUCUUUGUCCAUUUUGUCUUCAGGAUGUUCCAGAAGCGUCUCCGUAUUGCACGGAAAUUGGAAGUAGAAUUUGUUGCCCAGGGACGUAUAUGGGUGUUACGCUUUGAUAUGGAUAUCUCGGGAGGGAAUUGGCUUGUUGAGUUUGGUAUUUCUCGAGAUAGCUCGCAAGUGCGCCCAAAUGCUGUACUUGAGAUUCAGGCCAACAGACUGUUACCUGGCUCGGAUACCAUGCAACCUCUACGCCUCGAUAUGUGUACAUCACACGUUCUUGCACCUGGGGAAGUAUAUCGAUGGGACCUAGAUCGGUUUGACACCAGACGCACAGUUCUCUGGCAAUUGAGUGAUUGGCCAAUGUACGAUAAUACUGCUUAUGUGGACUGCAAUGGCACCCUAACUGCAGAGCUUAUGAUGACAAUAAAGCCACGCUACCCUUACCAGUGAGGCUGAUGCUGAUAGUACUAGGAAGUCAAUACACAUGGCGCGCACAUAUUCAUUACAUAACGCUA